Molecule: messenger RNA, 1457 nt
Organism: Prunus avium (sweet cherry)
Lineage: Eukaryota; Viridiplantae; Streptophyta; Magnoliopsida; Rosales; Rosaceae
Source: RefSeq, a predicted model, not a curated record
GUGAUUUCCUUAUUAAAUUGAAUUGAAACAGAGAAAAAGACGAUAUAAUGCAAAGUUAUACAGAACAUACUGGAAUGGCAUCUUUCAGGUUUCAAAUCUAUAUCUUGGCUUUCUGUGCAGGCCUUGUUAUUCAAAGCAGCUGCCAUGGCCAUUCUGGGCUUCAGAAAAAACAUGUAGCCCUGUUCAUCUUUGGUGAUUCACUCUAUGAUCCUGGAAAUAAUAACUACAUAAAUACCACAAAAGAUUUCCAGGCAAAUUGGUUGCCAUAUGGUGAAACAUUCUUCAGGUACCCAACUGGUAGAUUUUCUGAUGGGCGUUUAAUCCCAGAUUUCAUUGCUGAGUAUGCCAAGUUGCCAAUUAUACCAGCAUUUUUACAACCUGGGUUGAAAGACUAUACUUAUGGGGUGAACUUUGCUUCUGGUGGAGCUGGUGCUCUAGUUGAAAGCCAUCAAGGAUUUGUGAUAGACCUUAAAACUCAACGAAGUCAAUUCAAGAAGGUGGAGAAGCAGUUGAGGCAGAAACUAGGUGAAGCAGAAGCCUACACAUUGCUGUCCAAAGCUGUCUACUUAAUCAGCAUUGGAGGCAAUGACUAUUCUAUCCCAUUAGCCACCAAUACCAGCCAUGAAGAAUAUGUUGGCUGGGUUAUUGGCAACCUGACAAGUUGGAUCGAAGAUGUAUACAAGAAAGGAGGCAGGAAAUUUGGAUUUUCAAGCUUGGCCCCUCUUGCUUCUGUGCCAAGCAUGAGAGUGAUUCAACCAGGAAACACAGGCCCUUCAGGGGAAGAAGUUACAGCACUUGUGAAACUACACAAUAGACUGCUUUCCAAAGUCCUCACAAAGCUGAAGAAAGAGCUCCAAGGAUUCAAAUACUCAAAGCUUAAUCUCUACACUUACGCUAAAGAAUUUUCGGUAUUACUGUGUCGUAAAGGUUUCAAGGAAGGAAAGACGGCGUGCUGUGGCUCUGGUCCAUACGGAGGAAUUUAUACCUGUGGAGGGAAGAGAGGUGUGACUGGGUAUAAGUUAUGUGGCAAUGUUACUGAGUAUGUCUUUUUUGACUCCUUCCAUCCAACUGAAAGGGUUUACCAGCAAAUGUCUAAGUUAUGGUGGAGACAUAACUUGGAGGAGCUAUUUGAAGUUUAGGCAAAGUAUGGCUUGAUAGUUUUGUAAGAAAUUGAGCAAUUUGCAGACACAAUUUCCGUUUCCAAGCGAAUUAAAAGUUUGAUGGAGUCAUGGACACAUGGGCAAGUCUCCAAGUUAUGGUGGAGCCAUACUCCCAAUGUCCCAGGGCCUUCUUCUAAUUUGAAAGAGCUAUUUGAAGUUCAAAAACCUAUGGAUUAGUUAGUUUCAAUAAGCAAGCACCUGUGAAUUUGCAGAGACAAUCUCUGUUUAAAAAUAAAUUAUGGUAUAUAUCAUCUUUGUAUUAAUGUAUUCACAACUCAAAAAUAGAUGUGAUAGAUG